CUGCAUUGGUGACUUUUCUCGCGUCUCCAUCUGUAAGGAGGGUGAAGCGCUUACAGACUGAUUAUUCUUAUUGGUGUACAAAAAACGUUCACCAAUCAGAAUGCACAAGUAGCCACAAAAGCUAAUAAUAAUUGAAGCAUGUUGGGAACAAUAUGUAAACAAACUCAAAUAUCUACCUAGGAGAGUGCCAAAAACACGCGUUUUGUUGAAUAUACCACCUAUAUUGUAUAUUGUAUGCAACGAGAGAAAAAGUUUCGAUAGCUCUGAGCGUAGCUGGACAGGAGGAAAAUGUUUUCAAAUAAUUUCAAUUUUAGUUGUCUCCGAUAUAUGCGAUCGUAUGGAUCAGGGAAGUUAGAUGCGCGUUGAAGUGUAGUUCUCAUAAAUAUUAGUGUGCAACGCGUCGCGCUGAAGUCUAUUUUUGGUACUCUCGGUUUAUAGAAAAUAGAAAUGAAGAUAAAACAUACCAAAAUAUGUAAACUCAUAUGAGCAGUUUAUGGAUUGACGUAUUAUAAAGAAUAUAAAAUUUAUAAUAAUACGCCUAGUAAUUUAGUUACAUAAUGGAUAAUGCCACAAAUUAACAGUUGACAUUCACGAAAUUGAAGAUGUCAAAAUCCGUUCGAAGUUCACGGCACAACAGCCGUGCAGGGUCCUCAAAUUCGUCGUCACCCAGUACGCCACCGCGUAAGCGGGUUAAACGUUGUUGUCGCAAUUUCGUCACUUUUAUGUGUACGCAAUUGGGUGUGGGCGCGUUGAUUGUACUCUAUGCUAUCUUUGGUGCGCUUUCCUUCAUGCAUAUCGAACGGGAGUACAUUGAUGAAACAACAGACUAUGUCAUAAAAUUGCGACAUAAUUGUGCAGAGAAAAUGUGGAACAUAACUGAAAAGUUCAAUACGUUCGAUCGCAGCGAAUGGCAAAAUAAUACUAUAGAUAUACUACUUGAAUAUCAAGCAGAAAUUGCCACUUUAAUUAAGAAUGGCUAUGUUGGUCGAACUCCUGAACAAAUUUGGUCUUUUCCAGCGGCCUUGAUGUUUUGUUUAUCGGUCAUUACAAUGAUCGGUUAUGGCAAUAUGGUGCCACGUACACCAUGGGGCAAAGGAUUCACCGUUAUCUAUGCAACAUUUGGCAUACCGCUUUAUAUACUUUACUUCUUGAAUAUGGGUAAAGUAUUAGCUCGUUCAUUCAAGUUUUUAUACCGCAGCUUACACGAGUGUGCACACGAACGUACAAUUUACGACUCGCACCUAGAAGCGCUUGAGAAUGGUAGCCUAAGUGUAUUGCAACGUAAAAAAAUAAUUGUACCAUCGACAGCUUGUCUAUGGGUUAUUAUAUCUUAUAUAUUAACCGGCACCAUUAUGUUUGCGAAUUGGGAGAAAUGGUCCUUUCUAAACUCCUUCUACUUCUGCAUGACAUCCCUGUGUAAAAUUGGUUUUGGCGAUUUUGUACCUGGCGCCUCACUGGUUACGGCAGCUGACAUUGAAGCAGCAUCGUUAAAAAUCAAGGAAGAUGCGUCAGCGGAUCCUGAAGAGAUCUUCAAUAUGCAGUUAAUAACCGACCAAAAUUCAAAGUUGGCAAUUAAUUUCUUUUAUAUGCUAGUCGGCAUGGGUCUGGUCUCGAUGUGCUAUAACUUGAUGCGUGAAGCAGUGCGCAUGAAAAUAAAGGAAAUAAAAGAAGACACGAAGCUGUGCCUGGAGGACACACGUGCACGCUUUAUGGGAUGUUGUGGAACGAGGGAAUACUAUGAUGAAGAUUAUUAUUAAUUAUAAUGUAUAUUUUUACGAAAU
Ceratitis capitata (Mediterranean fruit fly) is the source of this 1781-nucleotide messenger RNA. Its product is annotated as TWiK family of potassium channels protein 18. Bases 603 to 1757 code for a protein of 384 amino acids. Gene Ontology annotation, molecular function: potassium ion leak channel activity. Gene Ontology annotation, cellular component: membrane. The transcript has 2 exons. Gene Ontology annotation, biological process: stabilization of membrane potential; potassium ion transmembrane transport. Lineage: Eukaryota; Metazoa; Arthropoda; Insecta; Diptera; Tephritidae. The record is from RefSeq and is a predicted model, not a curated record.